UUUGGUAGUUGUGUUUUGUAAGACUUGGUUUUAAGUUUUAUUGCCAAAAAAACACACAAACAGAGCAUUAACUAGUAAAAUGGAUGGAAAUUUGCGACAUAAGUUGACAUUGGUUGCCGUAUUAGGAACAGGAGUUUUCAUAAGUAUAAAUAGUUUAGGUUUAUAUGUGUGUUAUAUUUUAAAUAAAACUAUUCGUCGCGAACUGUCUGACUUAGCUUCUGAAGUACGAGAACUGAAACAAGAAUUUAAAGAAGUGAAGUCUGUUUUACCAGCUCAUUUACUUAGAAAGCGAACUUCAGAGCCGAACUUAUCAAAAGUAGAUACUAGUGCCAUUAGAACUUCAGAAACACGAAUACCAUUAAGUAUUGCUAGUGGUGAUGAUGGAGAAGAAAGUGAAAUUUUCUAUGAAGUAGCAGAAAAUGAUUUACUGCCCAAUGACUGGACGUACACCAGUGGCUCUAUAGAAUUGCUCACAACUAUUGAAGAUGUACAGGAACAAGAUUUCUUUAGAAAAAUUGAUCAAAGCCUAGAAGGUUCAACUGAAGAAAAAGAAGCUGCAUAUUCAACUUUGUUUUCAAGGAAAAAAGAGUUUGAAGGAAAUGCAGAAUAUCUCUGGAGAUUAGCCAAAGCUGCUUAUCUUUGUGGAAUAAUAGCAGAAAAGCAUUCAGAACAAGAAAAGAAAAGAGAUUUUUCUUUUGAAGCUUUUGAAUAUGGAAAGCAAGCAUUAGAAGCAGAACCCAACAUAGCUGAUGUUCAGAAGUGGUAUGCAAUCACACUUGGAAAUCUGUCAGACUACGUUAGUACUCAAGAGAAAAUUCAAAAUGGGUUCGAAUUCAAAAAACAUAUCGACAUUGCUCUUUCAUUGAAUAGUGAUGAUCCAAGCCUCCAUUAUUUACUGGGAAGAUGGUGUUAUGAGGUUGCUAUCCUGUCCUGGUGGGAAAGAAAACUUGCCUCCACACUGAUAGCUGCAUUACCAGAAUCUUCCUUGGAUGUAGCUAGGAUGCAUCUACUAAAGGCUGAUUCCCUCAAACCCCACUGGAAGGAAAAUAUCCUGUUUAUAGCUAAGACAUUUAUUGGAGAAGGCAACUAUACUAGUGCUAUGGAAUGGAUUGAUAAAGCUGUAGAACUAAAAGUUUUAAAAGAUGAUGAUGAAGUAGCCCACACUGAACUGGAAGCAUUGCAAUCUAUGUAUAACAGCUACAGAGCUUAAAGUCUCUACAACCCUCAAUAAGUGAUAAAAUUUUACCAAAGAAAAAGCAUAUCUUUAUGAAAGAAAAAUUUUGUUAAUUAAAACCAAUUAUGCUUGAUUUUAACUUAUGAUAAUGCCCAUUGUUGUGGUAGAUAACUUAAUUGUACGUACAUACAUUGAUGGGUUGUAUUUUUAUAAAUUUAUAUUUGUAUAGUCUAAGAAGUUAUGAGUGAAAGUAAAGAAGAAUAUAUUAUUUGUCAACCAUACUACAUCUGUCAUAUCCAGUGCUGAUAAAAUUGCCAUUUUAAUGAUUUUAGAAUUUCUGUGUGUUAAAUAAUGAGUUUUUGUUUAUUUACUUGUGAGGUAUAUUUGAAACAGUUUCAAACAAAUCCCUUUUUGUACAUUUCUUUAUGUAAGUAUUGAAUCCAUAUCAAUUUGUUAUAAGGGAUGGUAGUACUCAGUAUCAAAGCCGAGUUUUACUUGCAGCUUUAUAGUUAAAUGUUAUUACACAGAAUAUAUAUUGACCAGAAGGCUCAAAUUUUCAUGAUGAAGAUUGUUGACUUAUUUUGGUGGUGAUGAAUAUGAUGUACAGCAUGCAUGGAAUAUCUAAACAAAACCACCAACAUGAACAGUGUAAUGUUUUAGUCAGAGGUAAGAGGGGUGUCAAUAGGCAGUGUUUAUAAUUUAUUAUAGUGAGAUUGUGUUUUGAAAAGAAUAGUAAAAACUAUAUAGAAAAAUA
Molecule: messenger RNA, 1928 nt
Organism: Limulus polyphemus (Atlantic horseshoe crab)
Lineage: Eukaryota; Metazoa; Arthropoda; Merostomata; Xiphosura; Limulidae
Product: regulator of microtubule dynamics protein 2-like
Exons: 9
Coding region: 80-1210 (376 amino acids)
Cellular component (GO): mitotic spindle pole; cytoplasm; spindle microtubule
Molecular function (GO): microtubule binding
Source: RefSeq, a predicted model, not a curated record